CCACAGUUAGCCAGCCUGUGAUUCGCUGACAUGCACUCUAAUUGGAUCAAGUAGGAACUUGCUUAGCAGGAUGCUUUGUGCUGGGAUUGGGAGCAGAGACAGGAAGAGAGUCGGGGAGGAGUGGGAGGAGGAGGAGGCCACAAGCAACACUUGGAGAGGAAAGAUUGCGAGAGGAGGGGUAAGAGAGGAGAAAAAGGGGAGUAUCCCGUCUCUUCUGCCCUUCUGUGCUGCUGCUGCAGCCCCCCCCACCUCACGCUGUCUGAUUCUCUCUCUCUUUCUCCUUACUCAUCUGUUUCUGUGGCUGCGCUCAGAGGAAGGGCACCUGCCUCUCCCUGAUGAUUCAGCCUUUCAGCUGCGUGGAACUCACUCACCAGACAGCAUGUCCCUGCUGCCACUGCAGUGCCCGGCCGUCCUGUCCUCUGCACUACAGCUGCUGCAUCCGCAGCCAGCCCAGCUCCUCCUCAACGCCUCUGCCGCACGAGUGCUCAGGUGAGUGAGUGCCGCACUUCCACCACCAAACCACACGGGACGUUUUGAGGAAAUCAGACUCUUUUUUUUUCCUUUUUUUUUUUCAAUCUUUGCCUGCAGCAGAGUAGAGUUUUUCACGAGUGAGGAACUCCUCUUCCUCUCUACGCACCACCUCCCUGCCGUCUAACAAGGUCCCAGCAUCUUUAACCUCCGACUGACUCUGCAGCAUCAUCAUGGAAACUGUGCCCGAGGAGACCGGUGGCAGGCUGCCACCAUGUGAUGUCCUGAGUUAAUAGUCGAGGAGGAGUUUGGAGAACCUGGACGGGAUGACUGAGGGAAUGGAGGACCUCUCUGCAGGGCCGGCUCCCCCUCCUGGAUCGGCCUCCCCCACCGGCUCCACUGGUGAUACCGGACAAGUCCCAGAGGAGAAACCUGAGGAGACGGAGGCAGCUGGUGAGAGCGGGGAAGAGGAAGGUGCUGAGGGAGCUGCAGAGGGAGGCGCUGAUGCUGCUGCUGCUGCUGAUGAUGAUGGGGAUGGGGAGCAUGUGGGGGCUUUGGGAAUUGUGGCCUUGCCAGGGACCUGCUGCGUUUGCAUCGAGGUGGAACGGAUUAACAGUUGCCUGCACUCAGAGAAAAUCUGCAUCCUGCCCAUCCUGGCCUGUCUGCUCAGCUUAGCCCUCUGCACCGCCGGCCUUAAAUGGGUCUUUGUGGAUAAGAUCUUUGAGUACGAGCCGCCCACCCACUUAGACCCCAAGCCCAUCGGACAGGACCCUAUAAUCAUAUCCGUUGACCCCACACUGGUACUGACCGUGUCUGUCCCUCAUUCAUCUCCAUCAUCCACCGUGUCCCUAACCACCACCACCACCACCUCCACCAUCGCUGUCACCCCAGCUCAUCCUGAGGUGUUAGUGGAGGAGAUCUCCACACGAGGGCCGCUCGUGCCCAGGCCUCCACAAGUGACUCAGGCCGAUUCUUCCGUCACACUGAAAUACAACGCAGAGCGCACCGUCACGCCGAGGCAGAUUCCCCGCCCGCAGCCCACACAGGAAUCCAACGACAUUAUUGUCCCGAGCAUCUCAGCUUUCACCAGCACCACAACCAAGACCUCGAGUCAUGUGACGCGCUGCAGUGACAGCAAGAAAAACUACUGCGUUAACGGAGGAGAGUGUUUCACCCUCGAAAUCACGCCGGGCAGCACAAAGUUCCUCUGCAGGUGCUUGGCGGGAUUCAAUGGGCACCGAUGUGAACAAGCUGUGCUUAAGACAGUCUCAGAUCCAAAACAAGCUGAGGAGCUGUAUCAGAAACGUAUUUUAACAAUAUCAGGAAUCUGCAUUGCACUCCUAGUCGUUGGAAUCAUGUGUGUGGUUGCCUACUGCAAAACAAAGAGGCAGAGGAAGGAGCUUCACGACCGCCUGAGGCAGAGCGUGAGGAACAAGAGGAACAACAAUACCAAUACUGGUGUUGGUCCCAACCUGGCAACCUCCACCAGAGGACGUCGGAUUUCUAACUUGCCUCUUCAAGAUUUGCAACUCAGCAACCAGUGUAAUGGGAUGAGUGCACAGCAUGCAACUGAGAAGGAGACAGAAACCACCUUCUCCAUGAGCAAAUAUGAACCCACGACACUCACCCACAUCUCCAGCCACAGGUUCGUGUCAGCGAUGACUCAACAGUCCCCCGUGACCUCACCUGCGACUCCACUGUCUCCUCCGUCAGAGAUGUCUGCCCCUCUGUCCAGCCUGGCCAUCUCUGUCCCCUCAGUGGCCCUGAGCCCCUCCGGCGAGGAGGAGCGCCCCCUGCUGUUGUCAAACACACGCCAGUCUCACAAGAGCCGUGACGAGCAGAAGAGGAACUCCGCCCACUAUAACCACGGUCACAUGGUGCACAGCUUACCGCCCAGCCCGCUGUUCCCCAUGGAACAUGUUGACUUUGAGGUCAUGAGUGACCAUGACGACGAUGCAGACCAUGCGAUAAACAACAACAUCAGUGACCGCGGCAACAAAACGGCACUAGUUGCUAACGGCGGCGGCAUGAUGGAGGAGCCCCGGGGUGACCACACGCCCUUCCUCGCCACAGGGUGCUCCACAGUCCUGCUGCUCAGCGCCACAGACAGAGGCAGGACUAACCCAGCAUCGUCAAACAGUGACAUGAGCGUGACAUCAUGAAACGUCCACCAACAAACAAACACCAAAAUCCAGCUGCUGCGUCACGAUAAGUGCUGAGAAUCUCUUUAUGUUGAGGAAAAAAAGAAGAAAUAAUCACGACUUAACCUUUAUUUUCUAUAAAUUAUUUGCUGUGAAAGACUUUUAGAGAUAAAUGAAACUUUUAUUUUAGAAGUAGUGAAUAAAGAGUUUUAUAAAACUGUAAAUAAUGUGCGUGUCCUGUAGGUAAAGUGCCAUACACCAGUAUGCAGCGACGGCUCACGGUAAAUUUCAGCGCAGACAAAUAUCAACGGUGCCUUUCUGUUUGUUUUGCUUCUGGCGGGAACUGCAGCAUCAUGUACCGGCUCAUCUUAAUCCUCCAGGAAACAAGUGGAAAAGAACAAAAGAACACUCGCUGGCUGCCUUUAACCUGCUGUGGUGUGACGCGUCGAGAUGCAUGGCGAUGUUCGUCCUCGUGGUCUGUGGUGGAAUAAAUGAGCAGUUCACACCCAAGCACUCAUUAUGGGAUGUCUCACUGUACUGAACUUCAACAUCUGGACUAAUGUUUGUGUGUAAACACGUUUUCAUCCAUCACUGGACUACUACACAUGGAGAAUAUCACAAAAUGUUAGGAAAAUGUCGACUGUUGAGCCUAAAGGUCAGGACAUACCAAGCCGAUGGUCGCGCCAUUGAUUGAUUUAGCGUCAGUUAGCAUCGGUGGCUCUCAUCUGUCAUUGAUUUUCUAUCCAUUUAGCAUGAUGAAUAGCCAGCAGACGCGCUUGGCCAUUUGUGAAAGACAAAUCACUUUGACUUUGCUGUUAGCCGAAUGAGUCACUGUAGAUGAAGAAAAAUGGAGAUAAAGAAUGGAGACGUUUUUAAUCUAACAUGUCAAAUAAGCCUUAUUGUUGAGCAGCAAGUAAAGCUCUGCAGACUGUAAUAGUGUUCUGUCUCAAGGAAAAAGAAAGUCAGUCAGUCUGGCCGUUUACAUUAGCAUUAGAGCUAGAUUGGCUAUCUAGCAAGCUAAUCAUUUGAUAACCAUGCAUUUCAUACACCUAUGAAAUGCAUAAUAUUUGGCCGUUAAUGUUAGCACUAUAGCUAGGCUAGCUAACUAGUGAAGCUCAUCUAAUCCAUUUUGCUGCUAUGUUGUUGUUGUUAGCAACAUGUAAGACACACAUGUAAAGUACUGUGAAAUACAACACAAAAAUGACAAAUGACAAACGACACAGUAGAUGCUAAUUUUAAAUUCCUUUGACAGUCGUGGGAUGUGUAAACAUAGAAGGGAAACUAGCUAGCAGGAUGUCGGUAGCCACCUGCAACUGCUCCAGCUGGUGAGCAACCUGACUAGCUGGCUAGCUAUCUAGCGGGACGUUUUUAUGAUUGUCCAUCAUUUUUACGAUCUAAAGUAUAACAUGUGAAACUGACACAAAAAGUGUCGUGUUAAACCUGUUGUGUUGUCGCUGUCAGGCUAACAUUAUUGUCUAUCAACACUUUGUUGCAGGUCGUCUGAUAUCUCUAAGGAAUAACAGUCUGCUGCCACCUGCUGAUGUGGAGAGUUACUGCAUUUCACACUUUGCACAGAUUGUACAAAUUAGAGUGCUGUUAGCUCAAAUAUUUCAAAUAUUUUUUUGUCUAUAUGGGUUGAAACAGAGGCAGUGAAGGCGGCUGUCUUUCCUCUUCACGGUUUGUCGGUUUGGUGUGUCCUGGCUUUUAUUAAUACGUCCACUUAACACAGAAUGUCUUUGUUUGUAAAAAAAAGAAAAGAAAAGAAAAAUCUUUAUCAGGAUUUGAUGUGAAUUUUUCACGUUUACAGUGUCACUGUUUAAGCGUUUCUGCGCUGAUUGUAUGGCUUGAGCUCGAUUGCUGCGUCCGACAUUUACCACGACUCACUGUGUGCCGGCAGGUUUCCACGUCAUCACUUAUAAGUACAGACUGACAAAAACAGAUCCCACUCUCCGUCACCAAGGUCCCUGCUGACUGCAUCUCUGAAUUUUACAAUCAUAUCUGUGGAAUGAAAGGCUUAAACAUGCACUUCACUAUGUCCACGUGUUCCUGACUAAUGCAUUUUGGGAAUUAAAGAAAUUGCUGCAUAUAUACACAACGGCAACCGGCUUUAUUUUGUACGUUUUAUCGGCAUAAGCUGACCGACUGCCUACAUUUUAUUGCCUCGGUGAAUGUGUCGGUUUCUUGUACAAUGCAAAAAAAAAAAUCUGCCAAAGAAUAAACAGAUUUAGAAGACUGUAACUCACAUAAUCACCACUGGGUUCUAUAGUCAACCAUAGUUUCUUACAGUGAAUGUGCGUAGACUCAGCAGUGACGACGUAGACGCGCCGCUGCCCCAUAAAUAACACUUUUAACACAGAAAAUACUUCUGUAUUUUACAUCGACACUAAUAUUAUUUCAUAUUUAUUUAUUAAAUUCUCGCUGUAUGCCAGCAUUAAUUACUGUUACAGUGUAUGGUAUAUAUACAUCUAUAUUCUAUUUAAAAAAAACAACUGGAUUUGAAAAAUGUUCAAUAUUCAUAGCCACCACCUGUUCCCACAUGGUCAUUAGUGUGAAACAGGAGUGUCCACAUUUUGUCACAUACUGUAUGUGUGUAACAUGACUCACACUGCUUUGCUUUAAAGUCGAGCUUCGAAAUGAUGUAAAUACACCAUGAAAACCUUCAGCGCUGUUGUUUCUCAUUAAAUAUUCAGUUCUGUGGUUUUGUGA
Messenger RNA from Solea senegalensis (Senegalese sole), 5315 nucleotides. RefSeq names its product neuregulin 1 (gene nrg1). The transcript is spliced from 7 exons. Gene Ontology annotation, biological process: activation of transmembrane receptor protein tyrosine kinase activity; intracellular signal transduction; cell differentiation. Gene Ontology annotation, molecular function: chemorepellent activity; protein tyrosine kinase activator activity. The record is from RefSeq and is a predicted model, not a curated record. Bases 795 to 2630 code for a protein of 611 amino acids. NCBI's taxonomy places the organism in Eukaryota, Metazoa, Chordata, Actinopteri, Pleuronectiformes, Soleidae.